Molecule: messenger RNA, 1490 nt
Organism: Dreissena polymorpha
Lineage: Eukaryota; Metazoa; Mollusca; Bivalvia; Myida; Dreissenidae
Exons: 6
Coding region: 333-1142 (269 amino acids)
Source: RefSeq, a predicted model, not a curated record
UAAAUGCUUUCAUAGAAGCAUUUUCGAUUAAGAUCGUGCAAGAAUGCGAUAUUUUAUGUUUAAGUUAAAGAGCAUAUUAAUUUAUCAACACAUAAAUUGGAUAUAUUGUUGACAUCACCAGUGCUAACAAUCCCUUUUCUUUUGUUUCCAUGUUAAAGACGUUUAAAACAAUAUUAGAACAUUUGACGAUCGAAUGCAUCAAGCUCUUCGAUGACACAGAUCUAAAAGAGAGCGUACACAAUAUCGUAAACGGUGGAUAAGAACAUGUGAAUAAAUGGAACAAUUUAACGCGACAAUCUUUUUGGUUGGUGAAUCAGCAAAAGGAAAUUAUCAUGAAAUCCCACACUAUACAGGAUGUGAACGCUUCAUUAAUUUUAAAUGCAAUAUCGAAAAUCAUGGAUUCCGUAAGAUCAGCCAAGAAUAAAGAAUCAUCAUACAUGGACGAAGUACGUGUAUGCUUGGGGAAAUGCAGAGAUAUUGCAACCAAAAAGGAGGAAAAGCUUGAAGGGUAUCUAAGAAUAAAAGCAGAUUUGGAACGUAAAAUCAGGACAUUAGAGGAAACUAUCCCGACUUUGGAGAAAGAAGCUAGAGAAUUCUACACAAUUGCAAAUCGACUUGAUAAUCGAGCGCGUGAACUUGAUGAUAGGAGGUGGUUGUUCACAAAGAUAGCUAUGGCUGUGAUAGGAGCACUGUUUGUAACGCUGACAGCUGGCUUAAUUUUGACUGUGGUGGCUGUUGCAUUUUUGGCAAACUUCAAUCUGAAUACUCCGUCUGGGUGUCGUGAUGGCGCGUGGGAGUGUAGGCAGAAAGCGAUUGAGAAAAUAAAAGAAAUCGAAAGUCUGAAGAGCAAUAUUCGAGAAGUGAAUGAGCUGCAAAAUAGUAUCGUCAUAGUCAAAUCGGAUAUUGACGCUUUACAUGGAAUAGAUAGAGAAUUGAAUGACUUGAUGCAAGAGAUAGAAUCGUUGAACAUUAAGAGUUGUUCAGACCAUGUACUGGGAUUGUUGCAGAAGGUGCAGUCCCGUGCAGUCCUACUGACCAAUUUGGAAGCUGAUUCUCAACUUCAAAAAUUUAAGGUGGAAUGGAACUCAAUGGAGAGACAACUCAACGAAUGCAGUAUGCCCUUCUCGGAUUUUAUUUUCUGAGUUCUAUGCUUCAACUCAGAGAAAAGAGUGUUUACUUGGCGUCGAUUUGAAACAAUGUUAUUUAACAAGCACACAUAGAAUGAGAAUAUUUGUAUAACCAUUUGUUUUGUUAAUUCCUGUUUGAGAGUAUUGGGAUUUGUACGCGAAAUAAUGUUUUUUAACCAUUUUUAUCUCGGAUUAUAUAAAUAAAUGAACAAUCAUCAUGCCAUUCAAUCUCUCUAUAUACUGUAUACCGUGUUUUGGCAAUAUGUAAUGUUGUUUGAAUAAUUCUUUGCAAUGGAAACUUUAAGAUGGAGAAAUAUGACAUAUGGCUCAGUAAAGCUUGUAUACAGACGACGAUAUGAUACU